Erythranthe guttata (spotted monkey flower) is the source of this 4488-nucleotide messenger RNA. The record is from RefSeq and is a predicted model, not a curated record. Lineage: Eukaryota; Viridiplantae; Streptophyta; Magnoliopsida; Lamiales; Phrymaceae.
AUGGAAAGGGAAAAAAAUAUCAUGGACGAAGCCAUAAAACCGCAAGAUGCUUCAUUUUAUGGAAUGAGUGGUGUUCAUAAGCGAUCCGCUUGCGUUCUUACAGACAUAACGAAUGUUAAUCAAGAAACGGUACAACAAGUUCCUUCUGAAAAAAGGAAAUUGCUACAUGAUGCUUUUAAUACACGACGUGUUGUUCGGACGCAAUCGAGUUGGAUUCUCAGUGAUGUUUCAAAUGGAGAAAAACAAGCAAUUGAAAAGGGAAAGGGAAUUAUCAUCGAACACGGAACAUCGCAUGAAGACGCAUUUCAUGGAAUCCGCGGUUUUCAAACUCCAUUGAGCUGCGUUACAUCGGACAUACUUAAUGAUUCUGAGUAUGUUUCCAACGACGACAAUAGCGAUGAUUCAGCUGAUUAUGAAGAUUACGACGAUCUGGGAGAUCAGUCGUAUGAAUGUCAAUCGUGUGGUGCAAUGAUGUGGUACGCUGAGCGCCUUGAUAAGCACAGGAACACAUCGAGACCCGAGCAGAGCAAACAUUUUCAGGACAAUAUUCGUUCUUACAACAUGAUGUUUGCUUUCACAUCACUUGGCGGAAAGGUCCAAACAUCUAUUAAUACGGGUGCUGGACCAUACACAUUUUUACUUAAAGGUCAGAAUUACCACCUGUUGGGUAGUAUGUUACCAGAGGAAGGUGCACGACGUAAAUUCGCACAACUUUACAUCUUCGAUACGGAGAAUGAAGUCCGCAAUAAAAUUGAUGCUGUCAGGUCUGGAAAUGGCUCAAACAACCUUGAUACUCAAAUUGUUGCAUCCUUGAAGGAUAUGAUCGACGAGAACAACGUCCUUGCUCAGUCGUAUAGAGCUGCCCGUGAUCGAUUUUCGAGAGAAGGCCUGCAAGGUGUUAAGCUAAAGCUGGUUAAGAGUCGUAGCACCGAUGGGAGGACUUACAAUCUCCCUAAUGCGAGUGAGAUAGCAGCGUUGAUAGUUGGAGAUUUUGACACGCAAGAGGGUGUUAGAGACAUUGUGGUUGAGACUCAGUCCAAGAAGUUGCAACGCAUUAGUGAACUGCACCCAUUGUACCUGCCGUUCCAGUAUCCGCUCAUAUUUCCUUACGGGGAAGAUGGAUAUAGAGAGAAUAUUGACUUGAGAGACUCUUUUCGAGGUAACAGUGGAAAACGAAAGAACUUAACCAUGCGAGAAUACUUUGCUUACCGUUUCCAAAAAAGAAGCAUCGACAGUCCAGUACUGCUGAAUUCAAAAAAGUUGUUCCAACAGCUUGGAGUGGACGCGUAUUCCAUGAUUGAGUCGCAAAGGUCGAAUUUUAUUAGGCACAACCAGGACCAGUUGCGUGUGGACAUGUACAAAGGCAUUGAAGAACGUUUUUUCAAAGGGGACACUGAGGGAAAAUCAGUUGGAAAAGGCAUAAUUCUGCCAGGUUCUUUCAUUCCUGGACCUCGGUACAUGUUCAAUAAUUUUGUCGACGCACUUCAAAUUUGUAACUCGAUUGGUUUUCCAUCAUUGUUCAUAACUAUUACAUGCAACCCACAAUGGCCUGAAAUACAGAAGGUCCUCAAUGAUACAAGUCUCAGACCGGAGGAUCGCCCUGAUAUUCUAUGUCGCGUAUUCAAAAUGAAGUUGGACAAUGUGUGUACUAUAGAAUUUCAGAAACGUGGUCUGCCUCAUGCACAUAUAUUGUUGUGGUUGGAUAACGAUGCCAAACCUAAGUGCUCCGCCGACACCGACAGGAUGAUCUGUGCGGAAAUUCCAGACAAAAAAACCGACAGAAAGAUGUACAACUUGGUUGAGAAAUACAUGAUACACGGCCCGUGCGGCCAUGCGAAUUUGAAUUCACCUUGCAUGAAGGAUGGCGUUUGUACGAAGAGGUUUCCAAAAAAGUUUGUACAGCGAACCGAGGCCGACCCAGAUGGUUACCCGGUAUAUAGGAGAAGGGAUGAUGGAAGAACGGUUAGGAAGAAGAAUACUAUUCUUGAUAAUGGAGUUGUGGUUCCCUACAACCGUGUGUUAUUGAGUAAAUACCGAGCCCACAUCAAUAUUGAGUUGUGCAACCAGAGCAAGUCAAUAAAGUAUUUGUUCAAGUACGUCAACAAGGGACACGAUCGUGUCACGGCAAUAUUUUUCCAACCUCCAUCUACGGACGUUGAUCCUGCUGUUCGUGAUGAAAUCAAAAUGUAUUAUGACUGCAGAUAUUUGUCUGCGUGCGAGGCAAUGUGGAGGAUAUUUGCAUUUGAGAUACAUUACCGAGAUCCACCCGUCAUUAGAUUGAGUUUCCAUCUCCCCGACAAUCAACCGUUGGUAUUCAAUGAGAACCAAUCAUUAAAGAGUGUCUUGGAAAGGCCAACCGCGAGGCAAACCAUGUUUUUGGCGUGGUUUGAGGCGAACAAGACCUACCCACCAGCUAGGGAGUUACGGUACGCAGAGUUUCCCCAACAUUAUGUGUACAAGGAUGAUUCUCGGGUGUGGGUGCCAAGAAAGAAGAGGUUUGCCAUUGGAAGAGUCACCAAUGUGCCCCCGACAAAGGGAGAAGACUUUUAUCUUAGAUUGUUGCUCAACGUCCAAAGAGGGUGCAAAAGUUACGAGGACAUCAGAACGGUGGGUGGCAAUGUUUACGCAACGUUUAGGGAUGCGUGCUAUAUUUUGGGGUUGUUGGAAGAUGACCCUGCAAUUAGAGAGGCAUAUGGUUGGGCAAACGGACACUUCCUCAGAUUGAUGUUCGCUGUUAUGUUGCUUUCUAAUAGUUUGAGCAGACCGGAACAUGUUUGGGAGAAAUGUUGGUCCAAUUUGUCUGAUGAUAUUACAUACAAGCACCAGAAACGUCAUAAUAAUCCAGAUUUGACUCUAUCGAAUGAUAGUUUGAAGAACUACGCGUUGAUAGAAAUCGAGAAGAUCCUACAGAGCAACGGCAAGAGCUUGCGGAAUUUUGACUCUAUGCUGAUGCCACUAGAUUCGUCGAUGGAUGACACGGAGAACCGAUUAGUGCUCGAUGAGUUGGACUACGAUGUAUUUGCGAUGGCUGAAGAACUGAAACGAUAUCUUUCUUCUAUCACACAUGAGCAGAGAAGGGUCUACGAUGCCAUCAUGGAUGCUGUGUCGAAGAAUUGUGGCGGGAUGUACUUCCUCUACGGUCACGGAGGUACCGGAAAGACAUUUAUAUGGAGAACGUUGUCCGCUGCUGUCCGUUCGAAGGGGGAAAUAGUUCUUAAUGUUGCUUCGAGUGGCAUAGCAUCGUUGCUGCUUCCCGGUGGCCGGACCGCUCAUUCUAGAUUUGGACUCCCCAUCAUUGUGCACGAUGGUUCCACCUGCAACAUUACACAGCAGAGUCCACAAGCAGAAUUGCUUAUAAAGGCGAGGCUCAUUAUAUGGGACGAGGCACCGAUGAUGCAUAGAUAUUGUUUCGAAGCGCUUGACAAGACCUUGCGAUCUAUCACGCAUGUUCCCAAACCAUUCGGUGGCAAGGUUGUCGUUCUUGGCGGAGACUUUAGACAGAUUUUACCUGUUGUACUGAAGGCAUCAAGGCAGGACAUUGUUGACGCUACGAUCAACUCAUCUCAGCUUUGGGAAGAAUGUAAGGUUCUUAAGUUGCAUACGAAUAUGAGGCUUCAAUCAAGUUCUAAUCCAUCGGAAGUUGAAGAAGUAAAAGAGUUUGCUGAUUGGAUACUGAGUAUCGGUAAUGGGGAGGCGGGAGAGCAAAACGAUGGUGAAGCGUCUGUUGAGAUUCCCGAGGACAUGCUAAUUCCCGAUUCCGAAGAUCCAUUAUUGGAGUUGUUGCAGUUUGUAUAUCCGGAUUUGUUGAGUAACAUAUCAAAUCCCGAUUACUUCCAAGGGAGGGCGGUGCUUGCGCCGACUAAUGACUGCGUUGAGUUUGUCAACGAAUACUUAUGUUCCCUCCUUCCCGGCGAAGAGAAGUUGUACCUCAGUGCGGAUAGUAUGUGCAAGGAUGAGAUGAGUUCGGAAGAGAAUGCUCAAAUUUAUACGACCGAAUUCCUCAACACCGUGUCUUGCUCCGGUCUCCCUUCACAUAGGCUGAAACUCAAGGAAAAUGUUCCUGUUAUGCUCAUACGAAACAUCGACCAGGCGAGAGGCCUUUGCAAUGGAACCAGACUUCAAGUUGUUAGAAUGGGAACUCAUGUUCUUAGCUGCAAGGUUCUAUCCGGCAAAAAUACCGGUGAUGUUGUUUUCAUUCCUCGGAUGACGUUGGUCACGUCGAACUCUACUAUGCCAAUUAAGUUCCAGAGGCGACAAUUUCCACUGAUGAUUUCCUUUGCAAUGACCAUCAACAAGAGUCAGGGUCAAACACUUUCCCACGUUGGUUUGUAUCUACCCAGACCUGUAUUCAGCCACGGUCAGUUGUACGUUGCACUCUCGAGAGUCAAGAGUAGAUCUGGCAUAAAGAUCCUAAUCAAGUCCGAAUCCGGUGGGUUGUCGAGUUCAACUAGCAACGUUGUUUACAAAGAAGUAUUUCAGCGCAUAUGA